AUGGGGCUCAGUGACGGGGAGUGGCAGCUGGUGCUGAAUGCCUGGGGGAAGGUGGAGGCUGACCUUGCCGGCCAUGGACAGGCUGUGCUCAUCGGGCUGUUUAAGGCUCACCCUGAGACCCUGGAUAAGUUUGAAAAGUUCAAGAACCUGAAGUCCGAGGAUGAUAUGAAGGGCUCGGAGGACCUGAAGAAGCAUGGCUGCACCGUGCUCACAGCCCUGGGUGGCAUCCUGAAAAAGAAGGGACAGCAUGCUGCAGAGAUCCAGCCUCUGGCCCAGUCACACGCCACCAAGCACAAGAUCCCCGUCAAGUACCUGGAGUUUAUCUCAGAAGUCAUCAUCGACGUCCUGAAGAACAAACAUUCCGACUUCGGAGCAGACGCUCAGGGUGCCUUGGGGAAGGCCCUGGAGCUGUUCCGGAAUGACAUUGCCGCCAAGUACAAGGAGCUGGGCUUCCAGGGAUAAGCAGCCUGCUCCCACUGCCUGGCCCCCCAAGCUGGGACCCAGUGCCAUGUAGCAAGUAGAGUGUGCAGUGUCCUAGGUUAGCAGAGAGCAGGAGAGGAGAAGGCAGCAUGGCGUCCAGGCAACUCACCCACACUCCUGGGGACAGGGCUCCAGGUGGUACCACCUGGGACCCGGAGGUGCAAAGAAGCCUCUGCUUCCUCAGUUCUGUUAGGUCAUGCUCAGUCCUCCUGUUACCUAAGUCCCAACCCACUUCCUUCUGGUUUCAGGAAAAUCCCUCUUCCCACUGGCACAUUUGAUCCCAAAUCCAACCCACUGACUACCAGACCCUGACUUCCAAUUGAGGUGGAGGGUUGCUUAGCAGGAGUGGAGGGUAGAAGGGAGGCCACAGGCAUCUGGGCGUCUCCUGCCACUCAAGUUCCCACUGACACACCUUGUUUCAAUAAAACGCCCUGGAAGU
Microtus ochrogaster (prairie vole) is the source of this 919-nucleotide messenger RNA. RefSeq names its product myoglobin (gene Mb). The record is from RefSeq and is a predicted model, not a curated record. Gene Ontology annotation, molecular function: oxygen binding; heme binding. Gene Ontology annotation, biological process: oxygen transport. Gene Ontology annotation, cellular component: extracellular exosome. Lineage: Eukaryota; Metazoa; Chordata; Mammalia; Rodentia; Cricetidae.